AUGUCUGAGAGAGGUCGCUCUCCUGCCGCCUCUGGGCAUGGCACGCCUAAACAAGGCAGCCCUCACCAAUCUCGCCCUCAGAGACAAGGCUCACCAGCACAGGGCUCACAGUCGGGUGGUCCGAGACCUGGCUGGGCUCCCAGCAUGGGAUUCGAUCCUGCGAAGCCCGAGAGCAAGGACCGAAAAGGCAAUACUCGUAUGGAAUUGCCCGCUGAUGCCUUUCUCGACAAUGAAGACCAGAAAGAUGUGUUUGCUGUUCGCGGCAAGAACCUGAAUACUGAAGGCCGCCCUGAGAUGAUCGAAGUCAACCAACUUCGAAUGACCAAAUUUGACUUCAGCAAAAAGAUCUACCAAUACGACGUGGUCCUCUCUCCUGAGCCUGACAAACGCGGCCCUGUCCUGAAGAAGAUUUGGGCCCAUGCCAACCUCAAGGCCGCCCUCGCCCCGUACAACUACCCGAUGUGGAUUAUGGACGGAUCUCGGUUGGCGUGGUCCUCUUCCUUGGUCGAACGCGGCGAGAUCCGAGUCACAGUCGACUUGGAUGACGGCAAGCCUCCUGGGCGCUCCGGGCGCUCAAACAAGUUCUAUGUCAUGCUCCGCAAGACCACGGAGAUCCAGAUGAGCGCUCUCCGGGGCUAUCUGGAGAGAAAGAUGCAAUUUAACAACAGCGUUCAGGAAGCACUCAACUUCAUGGACCAUCUCAUCCGCCAAUGGCCAUCUGAGAAUCUUCUGGCUAUCAAACGCAAUUUCUACAGGAAGAACGAAGCCGGAACCCCCCUCCUCCGAGAUGGAGUGAUCACCGUUCACAAGGGGACUUACGCUUCUCUUCGACUGUCUAACAAUCUUUCCAAGGGAGGCAUCGGUCUUGCUCUGAACGCAGAUGUUACCAACACUUGCUUUUGGACGGGUCGACAGACCAUGGAUCAGUACAUGAUGAGCUUUCUGCGGACGCUUGAUAAGCGCUACCAAAGAGAGGAAGUUGCCACCACCAAGAUCUUCAAUCCGGUUCGAAAUUCCAAGGGAGAAUGGCAGUCCUCGGAUGCCUUCAAGCAGCUUCGCAAGAUGCGCAAGCUCAAGUUCACCAUCAGGCACAUGAACCGUGACCCCAAGCUGGCCGAGAAGGUCUACACAGUGAUGGACUUCGCAUUCGACCAAAAGUAUGGACCGCAGGGCGGUGCCAACGCCGUGACAGUCAAGUUUGACUACAAUGGCCGUGAGAUCUCGGUGGCCGACUAUUACCGGGAGAAGUACAAGGCCACGCUCAAGUACCCCUUCUUGCCCCUUAUCGCGACGGGAAAAAAUGGACACAUUCCGAUGGAGUUUGCCUUUGUCGAGCCGAUGCAGCGGUAUGCUUUCAAGCUGAACCCUGAACAGACUGCAGCAAUGAUCAAGAUUGCUGUCACUCGCCCCAAUGUUCGCAAAGGUGACAUUAUGAGAAACAUUGGAGAUCUUCGCCUGCAGGAGGAUCCCUAUCUCAAGUUUUACGGAGUGGACUUGCAGCACCAGUUUGCAAAGACCGAGGCCAGAGUCUUGAACGCCCCUCUUGUGAACUUUGCCCAGGGUACAGCAGACCCCAAGUACUCUGGCCGCUGGGACCUUCGUGGCAAGAAAUUCUUCAAGCCGAAUGUUGCGCCUCUGACCAACUGGGGCUUUAUUGUCAUGGACGACUGUGUCCAGUUCCCUCAACUCCAGCAGUUUGCGCGCACUUUCAAGACGACCUUCAUGGGACAUGGAGGCAUUUGCAAGAGCGACCCUCUGUUGAUCAACGUGCCGGGCAAUCUCAAGAACAAUGUUGCUCAAGCACUCGCCCAUGCGCACAAUCAGAUUACUCGUGAGAAGGGAUACACUCAGCUCAUCUUUGUCGUUGUCCAGCACAAGAACAGCCCUCACUACGAGCGGCUGAAGAAAUCUGCUGAUUGCCGCUUCGGCGUCCUGACCCAGGUUGUGAAUGGUGCCUCUGUUGCGUCCAACAACGGCCAAUAUCACUCCAACGUGUGCAUGAAGGUCAAUGCCAAGCUUGGUGGAUCGACAUCUCGCACAAACCCUCCAUGGAAGUUGCAGGGGACCUACUUCCCCAAGGACCGGCCUACCAUGAUUGUGGGCGUUGACAUCUCCCACGCGGCUCCCGGCGGCCCGUCUCCCUCUGUGGCUGCCAUGACGAUGUCGGUGGACCGAGACGCGACCAAGUACGCUGCCAUGGUUGAGACGAAUGGCUACCGAGUGGAAAUGCUCAGCCACGCCAACGUCCACACUCUUUUCGGCCAUCUGUGCAAGGUUUGGAUGAAUGGGCACGACCGCCAGUUCCCCAAGCACGUUAUUUACUUCCGUGAUGGAGUCGCAGAGGGACAGUUUGCUCAUGUCAUUGAGCAGGAGAUCAAGGAGAUAAAAGGUUACUUCAAGCAGGCGGCUCCCAGCCAACAGCUGCCCAAGUUUACGGUGAUUGUGGCGACGAAGCGUCACCACAUCCGCUUCUUCCCUGAGAAGGGAGAUCGUAACGGAAACGCCUUGCCCGGAACUUUGGUGGAGAAGGAAGUUACUCACCCAUUCAUGUAUGACUUCUAUCUCAACUCGCACGUGGCGAUCCAGGGCACGGCCCGGCCAGUUCACUACCACGUGCUCAUUGACGAGAUGAACAUACCCGUCAACGAGCUGCAAAAGAUGAUUUAUCAUCAGUGCUACUCAUACGCGCGAUCGACAACGCCGGUGUCUCUUCACCCGGCCGUCUAUUACGCCCAUCUCGCCGGCAGCCGUGCCCGGGCACACGAGAACAUCGCGACGAGCGAGGGAUUUCGCGCCGGUGCAAAGGGCCAUGAGAUGAUCCGUGACAAGGUUGCCAAGGGCGAGUCGAUGAGCGUCCCGCAACGGGGCAGCGAUGCCCCGUCUCUUCUUCAGCUUGGCGGCAAACCGGAGAAUAACACUCCCAUUGACGGAGAGAUGAGACAGAGGGAGUUCUUCAGAGGCACUAUGUGGUACAUCUAG
Messenger RNA from Trichoderma reesei QM6a, 2979 nucleotides. RefSeq lists its product as uncharacterized. The coding region runs from base 1 to 2979 and encodes 992 amino acids. Lineage: Eukaryota; Fungi; Ascomycota; Sordariomycetes; Hypocreales; Hypocreaceae. The transcript is spliced from 3 exons. Gene Ontology annotation, molecular function: RNA binding; protein binding. The record is from RefSeq and is a predicted model, not a curated record.